Messenger RNA from Melospiza melodia melodia, 767 nucleotides. It is a transcript of the gene DESI2, whose product is annotated as desumoylating isopeptidase 2. The transcript is spliced from 5 exons. The record is from RefSeq and is a predicted model, not a curated record. Gene Ontology annotation, biological process: protein deubiquitination. Gene Ontology annotation, molecular function: deubiquitinase activity. NCBI's taxonomy places the organism in Eukaryota, Metazoa, Chordata, Aves, Passeriformes, Passerellidae. Bases 39 to 620 code for a protein of 193 amino acids.
CGACCGAGCGGGCGGGGGGCGCCCGCGGGCCGCCGGCGAUGGCGAACCAGCUGGUGAUCCUGAACGUCUACGACAUGUAUUGGAUGAAUGAAUAUACUUCUUCCCUUGGAAUUGGAGUGUUCCAUUCAGGUAUAGAGGUGUAUGGCCGAGAAUUUGCCUAUGGUGGUCAUCCAUACCCUUUUUCUGGAAUAUUUGAGAUUUCACCAGGAAAUGCUUCUGAGCUAGGAGAAACAUUUAAAUUUAAAGAGGCUGUGGUUCUAGGCAGUACUGACUUUAUGGAAGAUGAUAUAGAAAAAAUAGUAGAAGAGCUUGGAAAGGAAUUCAAAGGAAAUGCUUAUCACCUAAUGCACAAAAACUGCAAUCACUUUUCUUCAGCUUUAUCUGAGAUUCUCUGUGGAAAAGAGAUUCCACGAUGGGUGAAUCGCCUUGCCUACUUCAGCUCUUGUAUUCCCUUCCUCCAGAGCUGCCUGCCAAAGGAGUGGCUGACUCCUGCAGCCCUCCAGUCCAGUGUUAGCCAGGAGCUACACGAUGAGCUGGAGGAAGCUGAGGAUGCAGCAGCAUCAGCUUCCUUGGCAAGCUCAGCAUCUGGGUCUAGAACUGGACGCCACACCAAAUUAUAAGUCCUCCUCCAAAGUAGCAAAUACUUCCGAAAUACUUUUGAAAUACUUCAGUUUGAUCUCUGCAGCAAUUGACUUCCUGACAGAACAUGAGAGCCAGCUCUAGAACAUUGUUUUUAUAUGCAAAAAUAAAGCUCUCAUCAACCCCUG